AUGUCUUCCCGACGUGUCACUCAUGCAAAAAAUGCAACACAACAUCUGGGUAUCCUAGACAUAACUCCAAAGAAGAAACACCAUACAGCGGCAGAGGUAGCUGCUGAGCGUCAGGCUAAGUUAGAUGCUAAACAGGAGAAAGAACGUACCAAGAAAGCGAGCAUCAAACGCGUUGCUACAUAUGAGAAGAAGCAGGCAGAUCAGGAUGUGGUGAGCAAAGCUACACCACGGGCUGCACCUUCAAAACUGAAGUCAAAGCCAAUCCCGGGCAAGAAGAAGGCCAUUGUGGCACCUCCUGCUGUCGAGGAGGACACAUCUCUUUCGGAUGCCAAGAUGAGUGAUGCACCGGUUGCACCUUCAGUACCAAGGCCAAGGCUGAAGCCAAUUCCUCGCAAGAAGAAGGUCGUUGUAGAUGCUCCCGCUGCAGAAGACAACGGGUUUCUUUCGGAUGCUGAGAUGGAUGACGCAGCUGCUGAUAGCAGCACCUUCAAACCAGAUUUAACCCAAGCUUCCAACACAAUGACCUUGGACUCACAUGCAGAUGGGUCUGACAGCGCAGUGCCAUUAUCGCUGCCAAGGGAAAAGGCGAAAAUUAGCCGGAAGAAGGCAGGGAAGGUGUCGAAGUCUUCUGUACGAGAUGCUAUCAAAGCAGUCCAGCAGGCUAAUACGUCAGAGAAGAGUAAGUAUGCAGACACGAAGAAAACCACACCUUGCAGCGCAAUAAGCCUCCAUACCGAUGACUCGGAUGACUCAGACGACUCAGACGUCCUUGUUCUUGACCCAACACCGAAGAAAGCUUCCAGACAAAAGCCAGCCGCUGUUCAGCCAGAUGACAAUGCUAUGAUCGUUGAUCAACCUUCAAUGAAGACAUCUGCAAAGGCCACCAGUAAAAAAUCAGCAAAGUCAGUUCCGGCUGCUCACUUGGAUGAUGACUUGCAUGAACCUAUGAUCACCAAUCCCCCUCCGGAAAAGCAGCCAUCUCAGUGGGCCAUGCCCAUCUUGAGUGAUGAUGAAUGCAACACUACUCCUAUGGCCCGGGCUCCAGGCCAUGUCGACCAGAAGGGCAAAGGGAAAGCAAAGAAGGAGAAGGCAAAGGAGAAGGCAAAGAAGGAGAAGGAGAAGGCAAAUGGAGAUCAGGCAGAGGGAGAUCAGGCGGCAGGUACAGAUAAGGCACAUUCUGAUAAGAAACAGGGUUCUGCCAAAUUCAAAAAGUCCAGCAUGUUUAAAAAUAGCACAAGUUCACGCCGCCUUCCCCCCUUGACCAAUGCCAGCACUCGCUCAUCCACUAAUUCAGUUCUGACAGAAAAUGUUUUGAUUUCUCACAUUGUCCCCAUCAAGCGGGAACUGAAAGAGCGACACACUCUCCAACUCCUCAAUGAAGGACUCUCAGAUGAAGAUGAGACCCAAGGUCUUGAACGAGAGGCAGCAGUUGCUAGCCCUCCCAAAGGAAAAAAAAACGAGUUUCAAGCUCUUGUGAAGAAUUUGCCUGUCAAGCCCGCAGCUUGUCAAGCCGAGCGGACAAAGAAACCUGGCAAUAAUGAUCUCCCGGAUGGUGUUGAACAAAAACUGUGGUGCUGUGUCUUUGUUUCUACUUACAUGCAAUAUGUUGCGACUCUGGCUAAUCCCUGGGAGGUUCUCCCCAAGUUGGUCUGCCAGAAAAUGCAGGUGAUCUGGGACGCAAUUUUCCCCAGUAUUCUGUGCACAGUCAUGAGCAUGAGUACCGUGUAUAUCGUAACUGUCCAGCGCGUUGCCGACUCCUAUCGCAGCUUCAUCGGCUCAGUGGCUAUUGCAAUCAUCAUCGCAUACCUUGAGUCCCAGGACAAACUCAAGGACUCAGACAAUAAUCGUGUCGAAUUCGCUAAAUACACUCUGGACAAGCUUCGGUUCUUGUACAAGAAGGCAAAUGGUGAUGAUAAGUCUAAGUUCCGUGGCCUUUAUCAAGGUGCCUUCGUGGUGCAAACAUUUGGUGCCCACUUCACUGCCAUCAAUGGUGCUCGCAAGGUUGAACGAGCAUUGACGCUUGUUACUACUUGUACUCUAACCAUUUCAAUGGUUCUUGCUGCCAAGGGCAAAUCUAUACCCUUGCCAAAGGCACUCAAUCACUCGACCAGCAAAGUCUCCAAUCGGCAAACAGGAUUCAACGACGUCACCUGGGGUAUUUCCACGUGCUCAUAUGCGAAGUCACUCGUGAAACGCUUCCGAGAUGAGAAGUUCCAAUCCGUCAUCACUUCUGCCAAGGAAUUUUUCAAGAAGAGCCAUCGUUCCGGUGACGAUAGAGCCAUUGAUGAUGCUGUUGCUGAGGAUGAAGAUCUGGACGAGUGCGCUCAGCUUGUGGACAUAUCUGAGUCUGAGUCUGGGUCCAAAGAUCAUGAUGACUCUGACAGCAUGGAGGUGGAAUGA
Molecule: messenger RNA, 2400 nt
Organism: Suillus subalutaceus
Lineage: Eukaryota; Fungi; Basidiomycota; Agaricomycetes; Boletales; Suillaceae
Exons: 6
Coding region: 1-2400 (799 amino acids)
Source: RefSeq, a predicted model, not a curated record